Molecule: messenger RNA, 1986 nt
Organism: Eurytemora carolleeae
Lineage: Eukaryota; Metazoa; Arthropoda; Copepoda; Calanoida; Temoridae
Product: myocyte-specific enhancer factor 2
Exons: 9
Coding region: 287-1330 (347 amino acids)
Biological process (GO): positive regulation of transcription by RNA polymerase II
Molecular function (GO): RNA polymerase II cis-regulatory region sequence-specific DNA binding; DNA-binding transcription factor activity, RNA polymerase II-specific; protein dimerization activity
Source: RefSeq, a predicted model, not a curated record
ACUCUUCAAAUAUUUACCAAAGCUUUGCUUUAGAUUCCAGUGAUAUCCGUCUCUUGGGCGUAUUAAACUUUAUAUUAAUCUAAUACUGUAAUCAACUCAGUGCUAUAGUGACGCAAUUUUAGCCAGGAUUAAGAGGCAGGUUGCGUACAUUCAGACGCAAAGUAUGAACUGAUCAGCUGUCUAUGGUGACUAUACAGGCUGACCCUUCCAUCAGCUGAUUUCAGAUGCACUGAGAAUAUAGUCAGCCAGCACAUUAUCCCUGAAACUGUCCUACAACGCCCCCACCAUGGGUCGGAAAAAAAUACAAAUUUCGCGGAUUACGGACGAAAGAAACCGACAGGUUACGUUUAACAAGCGUAAGUUUGGUGUGAUGAAGAAAGCGUACGAGCUUAGCGUACUCUGUGAUUGUGAGAUUGCGCUCAUCAUCUUCUCCUCCUCCAACAAACUCUACCAGUACGCCAGCACAGACAUGGACAAGGUAGUACCGUGCAUCAGCAGAAUACAGGAGGCGUUAAGUAAGAAGGAUAAGAUAGGUCUGGGUAGCCCCGGAGGAGAUGAUAGCGACGGAGACGGCGACUACAGUUUGACUCCGAGAACGGAGGCCAAGUACAACAAGAUCGACGAGGAGUUCCACCUUAUGAUGCAGAGGAACCAGAUCAACAGUGCCAGGAGCGGCGGAGGCCAACCGUCAGGGUUUAGUAUGCCGGUCAGUGUACCAGUCAACUGUGGCGGAUAUGAAGGCGGAGAUUCUAUGCUCCAGGGCUCCUCUAGACCAGGCUCCGCCAUGCUUGAGAUCUCCGGGAACUCAUAUCCGUCCUCUAGUUCUCCAAACCCUCAGAUAUCUCCGAAGCGACGAGGGCCGUCUCCUCCUCGUUCAAACCUCAGGGUUGUCAUCCCAUCCUCUCAACCCAGAUCAGAGCCGGAGAUAAGCGUGAAUGGAAUUCCAGCCGGUAACUACUCCUCCGGGCUCCAGUCCUAUCAGGGACCCGGAGAAUUCUCCGAUAUAUCCCUCAACCUUCAUCAAUGGAACCACACAAACCAGCAUCAGCUCCCGCUCUCCCCUGCUCACCACAGCCCAAAGGUUAAAUCAGAACCCAUGUCGCCCAGAAUGAAUGGAUCCGGACAUAAUGAAGGAUUUUCUAGAUCUGGAGAUAGUAAUCAUCUUUCCCCAGGAAAUAUAUCAGGUGACUCUUUGACCGUUCGAUCUCCGGGACGAGGAGUAUCUCCUGCUCCUCCCCAGAUACAUAUUCACCAGGUUCAGCAUGGAUCAGACUACGAGGGGAGCCCGAUCCAGAAGAGGAUGAGACUCUCCGAGAAUUGGAACAGCUAGCGGUCCGCCCCCGCCUGGCAGGAGGCGGGGAAUCAACAACAGACUGGGGAGCCCUGCCACACCCUCUCACCUGUCCUUCUGCCCCGCCCACACUCCGCCCAACCAACCCUAUUCUCAAAUCAUCUCAAUCUCGGGAUACAGUACCAGUCGGAGACUAGAAGAAGUUCCAUGUCAGGUCCUUGUGAAAAUGUUUGUGCUUCGUUUGCGAGUCAGUUUCAAUCUUCAAACCAGAACCAGUCAUCAUUCCCCAACCUUCAACCCUCACAGAACCAGCACACCUCGUCCCCCAACCUUCACUCCUCCUCCUCCAACUCUGGGACCCACUCCCAGCAGAUCUCCGCCAACCAUGAGAACUCAACCUACCAACUCAAUCAACACCAGUCGUUCGGCCAACAACCCCAACACCACAACUCCUCACCACACAUCUCCGGUGGAUCCUCUCACCCCUCACGACAACAGUUUGCUCCUGAGCAAGGGCAGGAGAUGGAGGAGGGAGGAGAGGUUUGGCAGGAUAUAGUUAGACAGCUUGCAGUAUCCUAGGUCUACCCAGAGAUCUAUAUACUUUAACACAAACCUAGAUAACACAUCUGAAAGUUCAAAUCCUUAAAAUUAAUCUUUUGAAUCUUGAAUUAGAAACAUAAAGGUCUGAUCGACGA